Molecule: messenger RNA, 2424 nt
Organism: Botrytis cinerea B05.10
Lineage: Eukaryota; Fungi; Ascomycota; Leotiomycetes; Helotiales; Sclerotiniaceae
Exons: 2
Coding region: 690-1685 (331 amino acids)
Cellular component (GO): cytoplasm
Source: RefSeq, a predicted model, not a curated record
GACCACUUGCUUACCUGUUGAUAUUGCAGCAGAAGAAGAAGAUAUCAUGAACAUCAACCCAGGGUCUUGAGCAUUGUUGAUGAACAAUCCCAUCACAAUACCAACAUGUUAUAUAGGAAUCAGAAAGGCGAAUGAUACAUUGCUGUUGACCAGACAGUGUCUAUCUAGGUAGAUACACAUAUUACAAGUGCGAUUACCACGAAGCGGAACCUGAAUUCUCGUCCAUGAACGCACCCCUCACGCUUGAAAAGACUUUCGGGUUUCCCCCAAAAACGAAGCUUUGAAAACCAAGACACGCCAAAACCAAGAUUUGAGAGUCAAAUCUACGUUGAGCCAUUAGAGACACUGCGGUGGUGCGAUCGAUGUCACUGGCACUCACUGUCGCACGUCAUUUGUACCUCCCCUCUUCAACCGCAUGCCCGCGGUUUCUCUCUCGUAACUCCGAGAUUUCAUACUUACUUCCAGUUGACUUUGAAGUUUCCAAUCUAUAUAUCCUCUUUGUUAACAUGAACUUUUCUCUUCAUUAACUUCUUCCCUCUACAACUUCUUCCCUAUACAAUCUUCUUCUCUUUAUAACUUCUUCUCUCUAGAAUCUCUCCCCUCCAUAUUUCUCUCCCCUCCCGCAAAAAAACUCCCGAUACACUACACCUCUUACCCAUAACAACAUAAAGUCUAGCGUCUCCAUCACAAUGCCUAUUCUCGCCGGAAAAGAAAUAUCCCAAAAUGGCCUAGGUCUCAUGCGUAUGACCUGGCGCGGCGAGCAAACUCCGGACAGCAUUGCAUUUCCCGUCCUGAAAGCCGCUCUCGCAGCCGGAGUAAAUGUAUGGAAUGGCGCAGAUUUCUACGGCUCUCCAGAAAACAACUCCCUUCACCUCCUCGCGCGCUACUUCGCAGAGUAUCCUGAAGAUGCAGAGAAAGUGGUUCUCUGUAUCAAGAGUGGAUUUGCCGAUCGAAAGACGUUCACGAUGGACAGUUCGCCAGAAGCGGUCUACAAGUAUGUCGAAAACGCCAAGAAGAUUUUAGGAGGCCAUAAACGCAUCGAUCUUUUCGGUAUGGCUAGACAGGAUAAGAUGACGCCGAUUGAGGAUACUGUUAGGGCUUUGAAUGAGUGCGUCAAGAAGGAUUUGAUUGGCGGAAUUCAAUUGAGUGAAGUCUCGGCCAAUUCCAUUCGCCGUGCUAGUGCGGUGGCAAAGAUCGAUAUGCUCGAGGCGGAAAUUAGCUUGUGGGCUACGGAUGUCUUUGAGAACGGCGUGGCAGAAGCUUGUGGAGAAUUGGGAAUCGUCAUGGUUGCUCAUACACCACUUGGAGCAGGUAUGCUGACGGGGCAAUUCAAGAGUCUGGAUGAUUUGCCAGAGAGUGAUCCUCAUCGCCACUUUCCCCGUUUCCAACCAGAAAACUUUCAAAAGAAUUUAGAUUUGGUGGAGGAGUUAGGAAAGCUGGCUUUGAACAAGGGAUGCACACCGGCACAGUUGGCUUUGUGUUGGAUCAAGUCACAGAGCAAGAAGCCGGGCUAUCCUCUCAUCAUUCCAGUCUUUGGAGCUAGAUCCGAGUCUAGGGUUGAGGAGAAUACUACCGAGGUUGAAUUGACGGACUCGGAUCUUGAUACGAUUAAUGAGAUUCUUGCUAGUUUCCCAGUGCAAGGACAUCGGUAUCCAGCUGCCACUGCUUCUCUUUGUGAGUACUAGGGCGUGAUCUGCAUUGUAAUUGGCAUGGCACAGAGCAAAGUGAAUAUAGGUACAAUCGAUGAAAUUGAAUCAUAAAUUAUUGGUUUUCGUAUAAAUUGGCUACAUGAUGACUACUAUAUGGUUGAUUGAUAGGGAGACUCAAUUUACUUCAACAAUGUUAACAAAAAACCCUUACAAACACCUCGGAUUUGAGAAAGCAAGAGAGAAUCUUCCACACCAAGUUCGAUAGAUAUCUGCAAUGCACAGAAUUAAAAUCCCACUAGACAGCUCCUGGAUUUCUCCUCUCCUCUUCUCAAUCUCCAUCCUAUUUGGUAUCUCCACGGCUUGUGUUGGGCGUUUUUCUACUUGCUUAAUUAAUACCAAUAAGGAUCUAUAUAAGAAAAGAAGAAGCAGAAACGAGAAAGAUGCCGCGGUCGGACAGAAGCGGCGAUGGAGAGAACCAAAAUCGAGAAUAAAACAAACAGUGGGAGAUCAAAGAUGACGGUAGAAUCGCACGAACAGCACAAGAACUAAGAUGCUGAUGCUGCCUGAAGUUACUUACGGGUAUGAUCUAUACUAUGAUCUGUGAUAUGCAAUACGCAACCGAGAGACGAUGUCGCAAGCUGUGCUAAACUCUAGUUUUCGUCUGUGUCUUUGGUUGUUCAUAGAAAGUACGAGAGUAAAAGGAAGUGAGAAAGGGAGGCUGUCGGAGGCCUUGAGUAGGUAGAAAUUCAGCUUGGUUGAAGUAUGCAUGCACGCA